AUGUCCAGACUUUUGAAGAUAUGUUUCUUAUUGAUAUCAAUGAAUCAUGCUGAGAUUACACACAGUCAGAACACGGAAGAUUUGCCUCCAUUAUUACACAAAGCUGUGGAGGAAGUAAUAACUGGGAAAUAUCUAAAUGCGCUCCUUGAUAUACUUAAUUUCCAAAGUUCUAAUGUGUGGACAACAGACAUGCUUACAAAAGUCAUGGCAUAUUUUAAUGCCCAGGAAGUUAUGGUUAGUCUUAGCAGCCUGCAGAUGUCUAUAAAAAGUUACCUGAAGAACCUUUUAUACCAGCCUAGGCAACUGCUAUCUGAAUUUCAACAACUUGAUCAGCAGCAGUUCCAAACUGCAAUGAACUAUCUCUUCAACAACAGAAAGGACCAUCUUGAAAUAGGAAAUAUUAUUCUUGACUGGGACAAGGCUAGAGAGAGAAUUUUUCAAAGCCCAGGAGUAAACAGGACCUUAUUUCUUAUAACACUGGAUAGAUGCUUUCUGGCCCUGAGUGCUUUGGACUGUGUGGAUAUCCUCAGCCAGGUUUUGCGUGUGUCAAUGGUAAAUUAUCUUCAACCUGAUGUCAUCGGGAGCCUCCCAAACACUCUGCUGGAGGAUGCUUUCCGAAACUUAUCAACAGUAUUCAAGGAUCUCUAUGACAAAACCUCAGCAAAUGCACAGAGAGCUCUGUAUGGGUGGAUGAAGCAGAUUCUACAACAAUCCUGUAACAUGAGCGAGUUCAAUGAAUCCACUUCUUGGGUCAGUGCAGAAAGCUUAUGGAUUUUGGGAAGAUAUAUGGUCCAUCUGCCAUUAGAAGAAAUUCUGAAAAUUGGACUCGGUGAAAUAAGACUAUUCAUUAGCUAUGACAAUGCAACAAAGCAGUUGGACACAGUGUAUGAUAUCACACCAGAGCUUGCACAAGCUUUCCUGGAAAGAAUAAACUCAUCAGGAUUUGAUAUGAGAAACACUUCUACUAUCUACAGGUUAGGUUUGUUGGUAUGCUUUUAUGAUGGUGUGGAACAGGUGGAUGCUGCUGUGGCACGGGCUUUACUUCAUCAAAUGAUUAAAUGCAAUCAGUUGAGAGGUUUCCAGGCUGAGGUUCAGAAGCUCAAAUCUCAACUCCUGAAUAUUGCCAUGCAAAACCAGACAUUGAAUGAUAUCCUUGGAUCUCUGUCAGAUGCUGUGGUUGGACUAACUUCAAGUCAGUUGGAAUCUUUGUCACCUGAAGCAGUGCAUAGUGCAAUUGCAACAUUAAACCAAGUCUCUGGGUGGGCAAAAAGCCAAGUAAUGAUUUUAUCCAGUAAAUACCUCUCUUAUGAAAAGGAUUUAUCAUUUCAUAAUAUUAGUCACAUGGGCAUGUUGGUAACUGGUAUUAGCACCCAGACAUUCUACAGCAUGAACCCAAAGGAGCUUUCUCAGAUUAUUCAAGGCACAACAUCCCAACACUUAUCUGACUUAUCGCCUGCACAACAGCAAGGGAUCCUCAGGAAGAUAGCUGCAUCUGGGGAUUUUUCUUUAACAGUCAAAGAUAUACAAGGAGCUUUCUUUAAAGAAAUAUCUCUUUCUGAUUUGUGGAAGCAGACUGGAUAUAAUUCUUCAAUGAUGAGAGGAAAAGAACUAAGAAGCAGCCAGGCUUUGUAUCUGUAUGAUUUACUGUCUAAGAAAAACUACCCUGUUGACCUUCUAAGCACAGGACAGCUUGUGAAAGGAGUCACUUGCCAACUCAUUGAAAGUAUGGGCACUGACAUUUUUUUAAACAAUUUUAAAUUCUUUGAAAACAAUCUUCAUCUGCUUUCUCCAUAUCAGGUUAAUUGUUUGGCAUGGAAGUUUUGGAAAGUUUCCAAUGCAUCUAUUCCUCCCUUCCUUUUAUUGGUGCUUCCGGUUGAGUACCUGAAGUAUAUUUCGCACUCUUUGUGUGUCCCCUUCAUUGAAAGUCUGGGGAAGACAGAGAUGGACCUUUUGAAUCCAGGCCUUCACAAAAAGAACGCGGUCCUGCAAAAAGUCCAGGAGUGCUUGAAUGGGUCCAUUGCUGAUGAAUAUGAUGUCGACCUACUUGGAAAUCUAAUCUGCCACUUACCUCCAGCCUUUCUACAUGGCAGAAUGUCCCUGAGGGCAAUGGCUACAGCCCUGCAUCAGUUCAAAUUCUGCCAAGAGCUCAGCCAUGAGCAGAAGACUGAAAUUAAAUACAAACUCCUUGAGUUGUAUGGCUCUCCAAACAAUUGGACAGCUGAAACAACGUUAGAUGUUGGACCGUUCACAGCUCUGCUCUCAAAAAGGGAACUAAACGUCCUUGCAGAAAAGUUCCCAGAUACCAUUUUACAAAUAGCAAAGACAAGUGGACCAAUUUCUUCAGCUGAAGAUCUUCUCUCAACUGUAUUUGAAUCUGUCUCCAAUGCCACUGCCAAUAUAGAGUCAUCUCUCACCAGACCUGAUUGCCUGGGAACCAGAGCUCCUUCUUCAGAUGAAAUUAUUAAAUUAGCAGAAGCAAAUGUCUUUUGGUCAGUUCAGGAACUAAAAUGCAUGGACACAGGGACUUUUGACAAAAAUGUGGACCUUCUUGGGACUGUCUCAGGUUUUAAUAGCUCCCAGCUUAUUGCUUUGAAAGAAAAAGCCAAGCAGGCUUGGGGAUUGCUGCCAGACUGGAAGAGUUUUCAUCUUGUUUCCCUGGGCCGCAUUGCUCUGGCACUCACCGAACGUGAAAUUGAAGAGCUGGAUUUGCAUUCUAUCGACACCAUUUCUGUACUUAGUCAGCAAACAGAAUGGACUUUUACCCAGGCAAGAUCUAUUUUGCAAGGUUUUCUAGAAGACUCUGGCCAGACGAUCAGUACACUAAAAAGCUUUGAUUUAGUUGGAUUAGGAGCUAUUCUCUGUGCUUUGAACCCUACAGAGAUCAUGUCCAUAAAGACUGCUGAAUUCAGUGCUGCUGUUGCAAGAAUUGGCCUGUUAUUUUGUAGUACCCCUGUUCUGAGGCAGUUUAAAAAGCUGACAGAAUCUGUGUUUGGUGUUGCUACCAGCUGGAACAGCUCUAUUUUACAGGAGAUUGGUACAAUAGCAGGUGGUUUGAAUGAAGAUGAAUUAAAAGCUUUUGAUAAAAACUUGAUGCCAUAUUUCCAGCCAAUAGCAGUAAGAUGUAUACCUCCUGAAAUUUUCCAAGCAUUGUCCCCAGAACAAAUAGCAAACAUGGGCCCUGAAAAUGCCGCCAUGGUUACCAGAGUGCAGCGUGAGCAUCUGAAUGCAUCACAGCUCCAGAGCCUUCAGAUGGCACUGGACGGAGCCAGAACAAGCCCCCCAGAGACACAAAAUGGAGCAAGUACUACCCAGGCAGUGCAAACCCCAGCGCUGAGUGGUGCUUCUUGUUUGAGUGGCUUCAGCAUAUGUUUCUGUGCUGUGUUUGUGCUGCUCCUGCCUUUCUGA
This is a messenger RNA of Merops nubicus (carmine bee-eater), 3405 nucleotides long. It is a transcript of the gene OTOA, whose product is annotated as otoancorin. Gene Ontology annotation, biological process: cell-matrix adhesion. Lineage: Eukaryota; Metazoa; Chordata; Aves; Coraciiformes; Meropidae. The record is from RefSeq and is a predicted model, not a curated record. Bases 1 to 3405 code for a protein of 1134 amino acids. The transcript is spliced from 28 exons. Gene Ontology annotation, cellular component: cell surface.